AUGGCCCCGCCCCCGCCACUUCCGCUCCGGACCCAGAAGUCCCUCCCCAGCGCCGGAAGUGCCGCGGCCUGGCUUCCGCAGAGUCUUCCCGCAGCCCGACGCGGAGGAAGGGGUUUGCUACCGGCCCCGGUUGGCUGCCGGCUGGGCUCGCUGUGCGCUCCGGAGCCGUGUCCGGGGAGCCGCGUCCUACCGGACGCCGGCGCCGGAGGCUGGGGCCGCGGCCGCGCCCGGAGAGCGCCGGUCCGGGCGCGAGGCCGGUGCGGGGCCAUGAACGGGACCGCGAACCCGCUGCUGGACCGCGAGGAACACUGCCUGCUGCUCGGGGAGAGCUUCGAGAAGCGGCCGCGGGCCUCCUUCCACACCAUUCGCUAUGACUUUAAGCCAGCAUCUAUAGACACUUCCUGUGAAGGAGAGCUUCAGGUUGGCAAAGGAGAUGAAGUCACAAUCACGCUGCCACAUAUCCCUGGAUCCACACCACCAAUGACUGUGUUCAAGGGGAACAAACGGCCUUAUCAGAAAGAUUGCGUGCUCAUUAUUAAUCAUGACACUGGGGAAUAUGUGCUGGAAAAGCUCAGUAGCAGCAUUCAGGUCAAGAAAACAAGGGCUGAGGGGAGCAGUAAAAUCCAAGCCCGAAUGGAACAGCAGCCCUCUCGCCCCCCACAGCCAUCACAGCCACCACCGCCUCCACCACCUAUGCCAUUCAGAGCUCCAACGAAGCCUCCAGUUGGACCCAAAACUUCUCCCUUGAAAGAUAACCCCUCACCUGAACCUCAGCUGGAUGACAUCAAAAGAGAGCUGAGGGCCGAAGUUGACAUUAUUGAACAGAUGAGCAGCAGCAGCGGGAGCAGCUCCUCAGACUCUGACAGCUCGUCAGGAAGCGAUGAUGACAGCUCCAGCAGUGGAGGUGAGGACAACGGCCCUGCAUCUCCUCCGCAGCCUUCACACCAGCAGCCCUACAACAGCAGGCCCGCUGUCGCCAACGGAACCAGCCGGCCACAGGGAAGCAACCAGCUCAUGAACACGCUCAGAAAUGACUUGCAGUUGAGUGAGUCUGGCAGUGACAGUGAUGACUAGAGCCGGAUCUUUUGAAAUCAACUUUUUGGUGCACAAAUAUGCUGCAAGACCAGGCUACUUUAGCACGGAGUCCAUUGCCAGGAGGAAAAUGUCGUGGAUCAGAGACUGUAGUAGGAGUUUGAGGCUCCGGAGAUCUCAGAUAUUUAAGUCUUUAACUUAGUGGUAAUGGGUGAAUUUCUCAUGUAAUUUUUGAACAGUCUCGUGUUUCAAAGUUUAAGUAGAUCUAUAGAAGAACUAACAGUUAUAUUUCUAUUUGGUUAACACUGUUAAUGAAGAACAGACAAAUGUGCCCUGGUCUAGGUUACACAAAGGCCAUAUCUUCACCAGACUAGUGAUUCAGUUUUAAACCUCAGCAACCACUAGUUUGGCCAAGUGGCCUGCACCAGUGAAAUGAAACACAGUCUUCGAGGGGUAGGAGAGAGGAAAACCUUAAACUGCAGCAUAGAAGUAUGUUAAAACCACUUUAAAUUGUUGACACAAAGUGGUAAGGAAGUUUGUCUGACCCAGCCUGACAUGCCUGUGUAGAAAUGGACUCCAAGAUGGAGCCCAGAGUGUCAGCUGGGUAGGAGCUGGAGCUCUGCUACUUCAGCCUCCUUGUUUACAAAUAAGGGAAAAACAGCUGGUUUCCAGCCAGACUCCUGGCCCCAGUCCAGGCUUUUCCCACUGCUCCCUCCCUUGAAUCUCAUUUAUCAGAACCAGAGCUUCUUAUACAUGAGACUUACAGAUGUACGUUGGAGCUUUUAUUGGAUUCCAAAAGACAAAAGUGUUGGGUACUUCUAGCUCAGAUUCAGAUCCAGACACCUAAAUACAUGAGGCUGGGUGAGCAGAUUAAACCAGCAGCCACUGUGCUGAUGCGUAUUACUCAGUGAUCGGGGCUUUUAGUUCCAUGUGGAUCCAUACUAGGUCGUCACUCAGUGGAUUUUAGUAGGGGGAGAUAGGAGUGGGUGAGAGGUGUAGUGGAGAAACUUUCGAAACAAGUGAACCAGCAGCAGGUUUCCAAAACCCAGAAGCUAGAUAGGAGCUCUGCAGUAUGAAACGAGCACAUUCUUUGAUAAGGUAUUUCCGUUCAUGCUUUUGUACCACUGUUUGUGCCUGACGCCCAGACCGAUUUCUACUUUUUAUAUACAACUAGAAGAAAGUCACAAGAUUGCCUUCUGCAACGUGCAGUUUCCAAAUGAAUCUGUUGUUGCAGGAAACUGGUCGCUAGUAAAUGUUCCCUAUUGAGUGAAUGUGUGAUAUAUUGUCCUGUUAUUAGUAUGGAGUAGCCCAUUUCUGUAAUUUGGGUGAAUAUGUCUUGAGAAAUUUCCAUCUAUGAUUCAGUGGGUAUCAAGAACAUGAGAAAUGAUUUUCCUUCCUCGGGUUGCUCCACUCAGAUGGCCUCUGCCUCCCCAGCUAGCGGAGGGAGGCAGUCUGGACCUACAAAGAAAUUAGAUGAUGCGUGGUGGGGGCUUGGUUAGAGUUGAGCCUUGUAGAGUCACCUGUUUCAUCACAUAGUGACCCCAGUGAGCUGGAGAUGUGGGCCAGGAGCCAUUGUCCAGCAGCACGCUCACACCACUCUACCAAGGGUAGGUAAUAGGUACAUGCUGGUACCCUGGGGUGGGUUCUCAGCCCAUUGUGGGGUUUCAGUGGAUUUAAUGGCAGAUAGGAACUUAUUUAUAAUGAAUUGAUAAUAGCUUUAUAAUUCCUUGUAAUGACAGCUCAGGGAAGGUGAGGGUCACGAUUGGGAGACUUGAAUUGUUACUGGAUGUGGAAAUUGUUUCACUGCUCUUAACUUGCUCAAGCUUGGGCAGGUUCCAGGAACUUGAACUGAAAAUAUCUAUCUAUGCCUCUUUUUCUUUAUUUUUUCUCCCAGAGUCUUGAUUAUAUAGACAGAACUGUGGUUUUUGGCAUGUCGGGUCAAGCUGUUUGUUUCUAUAGGAAAUGCUUGCAUGUGGCACUGGGGCUUGGUGAGUCAAGCUUUCCAAGCUUCAGACCCUCUCCCUGUCAUCCAUCCCACUUGGCACCACACCGUUUCCUCCAGCACGGCUUCCGUGUUGUUCUCUGCACAAAGCCUUCGGUGGUUCUCUCCCCCCGCCCUCCAGCUUUACCCACCAGGGGAAGGAAUCUUUUCUUUUUGGAAAUCAAGCAUUUGGCCUCACAGACUAUUACUCACGAGUACCCUCAUGCCAGCCAAACUGGAUUUGUUCUUCCUGCCUCCGUGCCUUCUCAGUCUCUCCUCCCCCUCCCCACCAGUCCUGCUCCCGAGGCUCUGUAGGCGGUAGUCUUCCUGGACUCUGCCUCUCCUUUCAGCCGCCUGGAGUGCUGUGCGUACAUACUGACUUUCCUCUUGCUUGAGUCUGGUUGGUGAGAAGUCUUAAAAGCAGCGACCAUCAUUCUCAUCUCUGUUCCCUGGGUGUCCACAGGAAUAGGCAUUCAGAUGCUUUUAGCCUGCUGGGGAGGAGGCAGAAAACCAACCAGUGGAGUACAGAGGGUAGACAGAGAGAAAACAUUCCAGGCAUUUGGAGACAGCUGAAACUAUCCAUGCUGAUUUUCAUGAUUUUGAAGUCUAACUGAAUUGUUAAAAUUUCUUUUUCUUUGUCCCAUACAAUGGCUGCUAUACUGUGGGUCA
Molecule: messenger RNA, 3682 nt
Organism: Equus quagga
Lineage: Eukaryota; Metazoa; Chordata; Mammalia; Perissodactyla; Equidae
Gene: EAF1
Product: ELL associated factor 1
Exons: 6
Coding region: 1-1074 (357 amino acids)
Biological process (GO): positive regulation of DNA-templated transcription; regulation of transcription elongation by RNA polymerase II
Cellular component (GO): super elongation complex
Molecular function (GO): transcription elongation factor activity
Source: RefSeq, a predicted model, not a curated record